Malus domestica (apple) is the source of this 1681-nucleotide messenger RNA. RefSeq names its product lysophospholipid acyltransferase LPEAT1-like. NCBI's taxonomy places the organism in Eukaryota, Viridiplantae, Streptophyta, Magnoliopsida, Rosales, Rosaceae. Gene Ontology annotation, biological process: phospholipid metabolic process. Gene Ontology annotation, molecular function: lysophosphatidylethanolamine acyltransferase activity. The record is from RefSeq and is a predicted model, not a curated record. Gene Ontology annotation, cellular component: endoplasmic reticulum.
CGUAUGUCCGACUCUCUUCUUCCUGCUGCCAUUUUUAUUUAUUUAUUUAUUAAUAAAUAAAAAAAUAAGAGAGGGAUUUUGACGUGCAGCAAACCAGCAAGCGCUCAUCCCCCGCGCAACCACAAUCUACCCGCGGGUCCACAUUACUCAUCCUUCCCAGAUCUACACGCUCCAAAACGCCAUCGUUUCGAUGGCCGUUCACUAAAACCCCGCCAGCCUCCGACUCCCCCCAAUUAGUUAUUUUUGCUAAUGGAGUCCGAACUCAAAGACCUCAAUUCCCAUCCUGCCAAGCCGGACCGCGACGACGGUCCGGCGCCCAAGGACGAUCGACCGCUCCUCAAAUCCGACACAAACUCCUCGGUCUCCGCCGAGGAGCUCCAGGAGCUUGAGAAGAAAUGCGCGGCGUACGUGCGACGCGAUGUGUACGGCACCAUGGGACGCGGCGGAUUGCCGGUGAAGGAGAAGGUGCUGCUAGGGCUCGCGCUGGUGACUCUGGUUCCGAUACGGGUGGUGCUGGCCACGACGGUGUUGGUGCUGUACUACUUGAUUUGCCGGAUUUGCACGCUCUUCAAAGUCCCCAAUCGCGAUGAGCAGGAGCAGGAGGAUUACGCGCACAUGGGCGGAUGGCGGGGGGCGGUGAUUGUCCAGUGCGGCCGCGCCUUAUCCAGAGUUAUGCUCGUCAUCUUCGGCUUCUAUUGGAUCAGCGAAACCUAUCGAAUAUCAUCGGAUUCCGACCCCAAACCCGCCGCCCAGGGAAAAGAUGGGGCCGCAGAGAAGGAGCCUGAAAGGCCAGGGGCGAUUAUAUCGAAUCACGUUUCGUAUUUGGAUAUCUUGUAUCACAUGUCUAAUUCGUUUCCGAGCUUCGUUGCCAAGAGAUCGGUGGCGAAACUUCCUCUAGUAGGCCUCAUCAGCAAGUGCCUGGGUUGUGUCUAUGUUCAGCGGGAGUCAAAGUCAUCAGACUUCAAGGGAGUUGCAGGUGCCGUGACUGAAAGAGUUAAAGAAGCACAUCAGAAUAAAUCUGCCCCACCAAUAAUGCUUUUCCCAGAGGGCACUACUACAAACGGAGACUUCCUUCUGCCAUUCAAGACGGGAGCAUUUCUGGCAAAAGCUCCAGUUCUUCCGGUGAUUCUUAGGUAUCCUUACCACAGAUUUAGUCCAGCAUGGGACUCGAUAUCUGGGGUGCGCCAUGUGAUAUUUCUCCUCUGUCAAUUUGUAAAUCACAUAGAGGUCACAAGGUUACCUGUUUAUUACCCCUCACAAGAAGAAAAGGAUGAUCCAAAACUCUAUGCUAGUAACGUCAGAAGAAUGAUGGCCAGUGAGGGCAACAUGACUCUAGCAGAUAUUGGACUUGCUGAGAAGCGGUAUCAUGCUGCUCUUAAUGGUAAUAAUAGCCAUCCUAGUGUUUUGCAUCAGAAAGAUGAUUGAUAAAUUUCAGGGCCUCGCUCCCAAAUGAUAUCUCGUCGCUGUUGAGUUUCCUAGUUUUCAUUCAUGAUUGCACAAGCCACAGUGAGGGGUGGUCGUCAUCAUUAUUGAUGUGCCAUGGUGUGCAAUUAUUAACUUGUAAUACCAUGCUUAAGGAAACUGUGGCCUUUAACGCUAAAGCAUCGUAAUAUUUGUAUUUUCACCAUGCUAAAAUGCAUUACAACCCCUAUCGAAGAAACUUUGCGCCUGUUGAUCUGAA